Messenger RNA from Kwoniella shivajii, 1749 nucleotides. RefSeq lists its product as uncharacterized. The coding region runs from base 1 to 1749 and encodes 582 amino acids. NCBI's taxonomy places the organism in Eukaryota, Fungi, Basidiomycota, Tremellomycetes, Tremellales, Cryptococcaceae. The transcript is spliced from 9 exons. The record is from RefSeq and is a predicted model, not a curated record. Gene Ontology annotation, biological process: protein folding in endoplasmic reticulum. Gene Ontology annotation, cellular component: endoplasmic reticulum; endoplasmic reticulum membrane. Gene Ontology annotation, molecular function: thiol oxidase activity; FAD binding; protein-disulfide reductase activity.
AUGAAAUCGAAAUGUCUCUCGGCGCUAUGUCUGAUAGCGUCAGCUUCUGCAGCUGGACUGACAGGAAGAGAAUCACUGAAGCCUGAGAGUAAGAUUGCAAGGAAUGUGUUGGAAGGGAAGAGUGAAGGAUACUGCAGUCCAUCAGGACCCAUCGAAUCAACACAUUGUUUAUACGAAACAGUCGAAACACUGAAUCAUCAAUUAUUCCCUUCCCUACAUGAUCUAGUCACAUAUCCGUUUUUUAGGCAUUACAAGGUGGAUCUACAUAAGGAAUGUCCUUUUUGGUAUGAGAAUGGAUUCUGUAUGAAUAGGAACUGUGGUGUCGAAGAGGCUAAUGAGGACGAUAUACCGGAAAAGUGGAGAGCAAGAGCUUUAUCAGAAGUGCGAGUAUCGUCACCUGGUGACGAAGGUGUCUCAGGGUGCUACUUCAAAGAACAAGAUUUCUGUUAUGUAGAAGAUGAUGCUGAUCAGAAUGGACAGUAUGUCGACCUAACUCUGAAUCCAGAAAGGUUUACAGGAUACGCAGGAGAUUCAGCACAUAAUGUUUGGAGAGCGAUAUACGAAGAAAAUUGUUUUGGAUUAUCAGAAGCUUCUUUAUCUGAAUUAUCAAAAGCUUCAUCCUCAUCGGCUUCAUCGUCUUCAAACAUCAACGGAAAUGGAAUGAAGAAGAGUGAUAUAGCAAGUGCUGUGGUAGGCGCAGGAGGCAUCAGUAAAUCUUCUCCUUCAGAUAUACCUACUUGGGGAUUCAGUAAAUUAAGUGAAGGUUGGGGGACAGAAAUGGUUAAAGCCCCUCUGGAAGGUGAAGGGAUGUGUGAGGAGAAAAAGGUUUAUUAUAGGGUUAUUUCAGGUCUUCACGCAUCAAUUUCUAUCCAUAUUUGCGCAGAAUAUCUUGAUCAAACAACAGGAGAAUGGGCACCGAAUUUAGAAUGUUUCAUUUCACGAUUAGCUACUCAUCCCGAACGAUUAUCAAAUGUCUAUUUCAAUGCGGUUCUAUUACUUCGAGCAGUAGCUAGAGCUGCACCAUAUUUACAAGCAUAUGAUAUAGCUACUGCGCCGACGUUAGGAUCAGGUGUAAAAGCAGGAAGAGAAUCUGAUAAAUUAGCCAAAGAAAGGUUUGAUCAAGUGUUGAAUUUAGCAGGUGGGGAUGGUAUGUCAAAAGGUUUCGAUGAAGGUGAUUUCUUCAUGGGUGAAGAUGCUCCCAUCCUUAAAGAACAAUUUAAAACCCAUUUCCGAAACGUAUCGAGAAUCAUGGAUUGUGUGGGAUGUGACAAAUGUAGAUUAUGGGGUAAAUUACAAGUAUCAGGUAUCGGUACCGCUUUGAAGAUUCUAUUCGAAUUGGAUGAUAAAGCUUUAGAUCCCAAAAUCAACCCCGACUUACUACAACGUUCAGAGGUAGUAGCAUUGUUCAAUACUCUUCAUCGAAUAAGUGAAUCCCUAGCUGCAGUAGAAGAGUUUAGGAAGAUCUAUGCCGCUACUCAAGAAGAAGAAGUAGAGGAAAGUAAGAAAAAGCUGAAUGUGAAGAAGGCAAAGGACAAAUUGAACGAGACUAUAUCACAUCAUCCUAAAUCAGUAGAAGGAUUUUCGAUAUCUUCCAUAAUAGCUAUAAUAGCAUCCACGAUCGAAGGGUUCAGAAGAACAUGUAAAGGCUGUGUGGAAGUUGGUAUACGGACAAUAGAAGGUACUGGGUUCGGAGAGGUACUGGUAAGAAUAAAAGAAUGGUUAGGGGUGAUUGGAAAGGGAGAAUUGUAG